AUGGACAAAAAACUCAAGGCUUCGCAACUCAAAAAGAGGAUCGCAGUGGAAGGUCUCAAGACGCUAGAACGUUUUCAAGCGGAGUUUGUGCCCGAAUUUGCAAGCCAGAUUCCAGAAGCGUUGGAGGAUUUGGACAGGCACAAGUCAGGGUUUUUCAACUCGAUUGAGAAACUCGAAGAGCAGGAUGAAAACGACGCCAGCAUCGAGGCAUACAUCAAUGAGAGGAGUGAUUUUGAGGACCGUCAUCGGAAGCUUAAAUCAUUCCUACGGGAAAACCAACCGAAGGAAGAGGGUACGCUGAACGACACGUCGGGUUUGGCUUCCUCGACGCUUGCCUUUUUUCGGCCAAACGCUUCUAACCUACGUCUGCCAAAGAUCGAGCUUCCAACGUUUGAUGGAGACCAUACAAGAUGGCUUUCGUUCCGAGAUCGGUUCAUAGCCAUGAUCGACGCGUCUGCAGAACUUCCCGCCAUCGCUAAGCUCCAGUACCUGCUUUCAUCGCUAAAGGGAGAAGCAGCUCUACCCUUUGAGCACACCCCUUUAACAUCCGACAACUAUCCAGUUACGUGGGCGGCACUUCUGAAGCGGUACGAUAAUUCACGGUUGUUAAUCCGUGAAUACUAUCGUAAAUUGCACCAUCUUCCGGGUGUGCAAUUGGUGUGCGUCGACAAGCUUACGCAUCUAGUGGACGAAUUCACUCGCUUUGUCAACGGAUUGGUGAAGCUGAAAGAACCGGUGGAUGCAUGGGACACGCCACUUUCAAACAUGCUGUUGAUGAAGCUUGAUCGUGAGACGCUGCUGGCUUGGGAAAAACAUUCCGUGCAUUUUCCUAAGGAUAAGUACAAGGAUGUGAUCGCUUUUGUGCAGGAUCGGAUCCAGAUCCUAAAGUCGACGAACGAUUUUGCAUGUGAGCAUAUUGGUAAUGUAAGAAAGGUGGCCGGCAAUCAUCAUCAGUCAGUGCAAAAAAGGUCCAUCGCAAAUGCAGCUGCAUCAAACACGACCCAUUCCUCACCCCCGGCUCAUUCUCAGCAAUUGAAGUGUCCCUUAGCAUGCACCGAUGCACAUCUUCUACGCAACUGUCCGAUAUUCAUCGCUAAGGAUGUGCAGCAGCGACGAGAUGUCGUUACAAACAAGCACCUGUGUUGGAAUUGUUUGAGUGGCACUCAUCACGUCAAAUCAUGCAAAUCUGAUUAUUCGUGUAGAACGUGCCGUCAACGUCAUCAUACACUUCUGCAUAUCACUCCGGCCACAGCAGUUACCAUGGCAGCACAUUUGGAUGACGAUAAGGUGUUUCUAGAGACGGCACAGAUUGUGAUUCGAGAUGAUUACGGUAAUGAGCAUGAGGCAAGAGCUCUACUGGAUUCGGGGUCCAUGUCGAAUUUCAUCUCUGAGGAAUGCGCUCGAAAACUAUUGACCAACCGCAACAAGGUCAAUAUUGCUGUUUCGGGCAUCGGAAAUGCGGUGGUACAUCAAGUAAGGGGUUCGAUCGUCGCUACAGUUCGGUCCAAGCAUCAACCCUUCGCUACGGAAAUGGCUUUCUUGAUUUUGGACAAGCCAUCAGCUGCCAUCCCUACUUCAUUUUCGGACAUCUCAUCGUGGAAAAUGCCAGAUGUGGCAUUAGCUGAUCGCGCCUUCAACGUUCCCGGGGAAGUCGACAUCAUCAUCGGAGGCGAUACUUUCUGGGAACUUCACACCGGUCGCAAACGCUCUCUCGGUAUGGGAAGACCGUGGCUGGUGGAAACCCAUUUCGGUUGGGUGGUCACCGGAAACAUUCAUCAUUCAUCGCCUGGUCCGCGACUGUGUCAUCUCGCAGCAAAGGACAUCCCAUUAGAAGACGUCAUGCAUCGGUCUUCGCAGAACCAAACGCUAGCAGAGGAUUCUGCGCUAUCGGUGGAAGAGGCUGCAUGCGAAAGACACACCGUUCGCUACUCAUCGGGAAGGUAUGUCGAUCGUUUACCCUUUACCACCAAUCCAGAUGUCGUUUUAGGGGGUUCACAAACCACAGCAGAUUGUGGACGUCGUUCCAUGAAACGUCGUCUAAACGAUAACCCUAAAAUGAAGGAAGAGUACGUCAAAUUCAUGGUCGAGGACAAGCGGUGGGAUCACAUGAAAAAGGUAACCGAUCCAACAGACGACGUGACACGCGUACUACUCCCAGACAAAAAACUAAAUUGUCAUCGUUGGUGGCACAAGCCACAUUGGUCAAGCAGCAAGCGUGAAGCAGAGCGUCGGUUGUGUCGUCUGCCCCAGCAAGAGUCAUUUUCGGAUGAGCUGCACGAUAUCGAGAACGGUAGGGAUGUUCCGCGCAACUCGAAGCUGAAGUGCCCAUCACCAACCAUUGAGCAAUCGGGAAAGCUGCGCGUUGGUGGCCGGCUUCGUAAUACACAAGCGACUGAAUCACGCUUGAUCAUGCGUUCGAAUGAACUUCUUGGUAGGGUCGAUCAUGCUAGUGUACCGCAGGUUGAUAGGAGUUUGAUUGCGUCAAUCAGCGUCAGGAAACCAAAUCGUAAUCAUAUCAAUUCAUGA
Anopheles funestus (African malaria mosquito) is the source of this 2526-nucleotide messenger RNA. RefSeq lists its product as uncharacterized. The coding region runs from base 1 to 2526 and encodes 841 amino acids. The record is from RefSeq and is a predicted model, not a curated record. NCBI's taxonomy places the organism in Eukaryota, Metazoa, Arthropoda, Insecta, Diptera, Culicidae. The transcript has a single exon.